GUAGACAAUGACAGACUUUUCAUUAUCUUUGUUUAGUAACUUUUUAAAAAUCAAAUGUUUAAGAUUAAAGCUAUUUUUGUUUUGCAAGUGGUUUUAGUUCAGUUUCUGCUACAGUAUACUAAUGAUGGCAUAUUACACAAUACAGAAAAGAGGAAGAGACUUUCAGCUUACAUUUGCAUUUCAUUUUUAAAGUUAAGUAAGUUUCCGUUGUCUGUCUUCUGAAUGCUUGAGUUCAGAUACAUCAGAUCCCGAAUGGCUCUUCUUCCUCUAAUCUUUCUGCUCAUGAUUCAGGGAGAUUAUAGUGCUGAUGAUGAGUGGGGUGUGAAUUACAGCUCUUCAUCCAUCUGUGCACUAAAGGGUUCAACAGUGAUAAUAAACUGCACUUAUAAAUACCCUACUGGACGUCAGAUCACGAAAGUGUUCUGGACCAACACUGAUGUUAGACAACCAAAUAAGGAUUUUCCAGAUCUGUCUGAGGACUCUAAAUACAGUCAGAGGUUUAAGUAUCUGGGAGAUAAACAACACAACUGCACCAUGAGACUGACUGAUGUGAGACAGACAGAUUCACACGAAUACUUUUUCAGAUUUACUACUUAUAAAGCUGAUGGGAAAUGGCUUGGAAAACCUGGAGUGACUCUUAAUAUCACAGAUCUUCAGGUGGAGUCUUCAGGUGAGAGAGUGACAGAGGGACAUUCAGUGACUCUUACAUGUAAAAGCAGAUGCAGUCUGACUGACAGAUCAACAUUCAUCUGGUUUAAAUACACACAGUCAUUAAGUGAGAGAACAGACAGAAACAAUCAACUCAUCCUGCAGUCAGUAAGAAGAGAGGAUGCAGGCAACUAUAGCUGUGCUGUACAGGGACACAAACUCACAUCACCUCAUCAAUAUCUCAAUGUCAUCUAUGCUCCAGACAAUCCUGUAAUCUCUGUCAAUCCAUCUGGUGAAAUAGUGGAGGGUGAUUCAGUGAAUCUGACCUGUAGCAGUGAUGCAAAUCCACCUGUUCAUGAGUACAACUGGUUUAAGGAGAAUAAAACUGUUGCAUCUGGCCAAACCUACAUCAUCUCAAAGAUCAGAUCAGAUCACAGUGGAAAAUACAAGUGCAAAUCAAGUAAUGAACUUGGACAAAAAUAUUCAGCAGUGACAUUAAAUGUCUUGUAUUCUCCAAAGAAUGUGACAGCAUCCAUCAGUGGAUCUGGUGAAAUAAUGGAGGGUGAUUCAGUGACUCUGACCUGCAGCAGUGAAUCAAAUCCACCUGUUCAGAUCUACACCUGGUUUAAGGAGAAUGAAACAUCAUCUGUUGGAUCUGGACAGACGUACAGCAUCACUAACAUUAACUCCAGUCACAGUGGAUGGUUUUACUGUGAGGCUCAGAAUGAAGUCGGAUCUCAGAGAUCUGCUGCUGUUUCAGUUACAGUGCUUCAUAGUUAUUAUAAUCUACUUCUUGGGAUCUCAUUGGGAUGCGGAGCAUUAUUUAUUGUCGUCAUCAUAAUAAUUUUGUUUAUAAUGAGAAAACAAAAAGAUGCCAAAACCGAAGAUGCUGCUGGGAAUCAGCAGGGUGACUUCUAUAGCAACGUUCAUGCUUCUGAAUCAGCCCAUUGUGAUGAUCACUACAGCAGUGUUACACCCAAGGGACACAGAACAGAUCAGACAUCUGCAGGAAAAACUCCUGAAUCUGGAGAUCCAGAGGAGAUCCAGUACGCAAGUGUCCACCAUCAAGCGAUCAAAGAGAUGAAGAGUUCAGAAGAGAUUGAAAACCCAUAUGACAAUAUUAGAAAUUACAAACCUGAUGCUGCUGUGAGAUCAAAUGUGGAGGAGACUUCAGUGAUCUACAGCAGUGUAAAAUGAUAGUUGGAGACCAGCGUUCACAAUGUCAAAGUUCAGCAAAAAAAUUAAGAAAAUAAUUCACCAAAAAUGAAUAUUAUGUUGUUGUAUAUUUAAUGCUAGUCAUCCAAUCUUUUAUAUUACCUCAAGUGAACUUCAGAUUCAUUGCAGAUGGAUUGCUGUUGUUUGCUCAAUAGUUUUUACAUGCAUGUUCAUGUGUAUAUGUAGCCUAAGCUCUGGGGAGAAAAAGUUCAUUGUACAUUUCAAGUUCAAGUAAAUUCAUGUAUGGCUUUGUCUUCACUUGACAUUCAAAUAAACACAAUGUAACUGUAGCUGAGCAUGAUGCUUGCAACACCACAUGUGUGGGUUCAAUUCUAGUCAACAUGCAUAUUGAUUUAAAGGGGACAUAUUAUGAAAAUCGGACUUUUUCCAUGUUUAACUGCUAUAAAUGUGUCCCCAGUGCUUCUAUCAACCUAGAAAAUGUGAAAAAGAUCCACCCAGUAACUUAGUUUUGGUAAACCAUUUUCUGCAAGCAUGUGAAAAAAUAGGUCAUUGUAAUUUGGCCCUUAUUGUGAUGUCAGAAUAAGGUAAUACCGCCCCCUUUAUCUGCACUAUCCAACCACAGCACAGCUAUUUAGUACCAAGAGAAAGAGAGAGAGAGAAAAUAAUUCACAGCACAAUUGAGUUUCAAUUGCAACAAACCACCAUCAUUGUGAUCAGUGGUUGCACUUCAUCCGCUCAUUUGCAUUUUAAAUGACACACCCAAAACGGCACACUUUUGCUCAGACCUAGAUUAAGACUUAGUUUACAUCUAAAAAAAAUCUCAUAAUAUGUCCCCUUUAAU
Messenger RNA from Paramisgurnus dabryanus, 2665 nucleotides. RefSeq names its product B-cell receptor CD22-like. Lineage: Eukaryota; Metazoa; Chordata; Actinopteri; Cypriniformes; Cobitidae. The record is from RefSeq and is a predicted model, not a curated record.